Messenger RNA from Fulvia fulva, 765 nucleotides. RefSeq lists its product as uncharacterized. The coding region runs from base 1 to 765 and encodes 254 amino acids. The record is from RefSeq and is a predicted model, not a curated record. The transcript has 3 exons. Lineage: Eukaryota; Fungi; Ascomycota; Dothideomycetes; Mycosphaerellales; Mycosphaerellaceae.
AUGCCUCACGCCACCAGCGAACAGCCGCUCACUAACGGUGACAAGCUGUCGUCGCAAUUUGUCCACCACUUGGCCUCCUACCCCGUCGUCAACGACAGCAUCAAGGCUGUGCAGCAGAACCCAUACGGCAAGAAGUCGAUCGAGCUUGCAGACGGCGCAUACCAGAGGUUUGGCAAGCCAGUGCAGCCAUACCUCGAGACACCAUACAGCUACGCCAAGCCAUACGUCCAGAAGGCCGACGAGAUCGCCGACUCUGGCCUGAGCCAUGUCGAGCACCGCUUCCCAAUUGUCAAGGAAGAGACACAUACCAUUGUUGACAACGUCAAGAGCCUCGUUUGGUGGCCAUACUCAUACGCUACCGACACAUGGCAAGACGAGUACAGCAAGACCGCCAAGUCGAAGAACCGUGGUGAUGGCCUCCCGCUCCCAACGCUCGUCCUCGCCUACAUCAGCUUCAACCUCCGCGUAGCCUCUGACUUUCUCCACACUGUGGCCAAUACUGUUGGUCCCAAGUACGAAGAGAGCAAGAAGAAGGGCGCCGACUACGUCCGCGAAGCCCAGAACCAGGCUGAGCACUACAAGAAGGUCGGUCAGGAGAAGGUCGACGAGUACACCAAAUUCGGCCAACAAAAGGCUGAAGAAGCCAAGAAGCAAGGCGAAGAGACCGUAGACGAGGCCAAGAAGCAGGGUGAGGAGACCAAGGAGCAGGCCAAGUCGAAGGCUAAUGGCGCCAAGGAGGAAGCCAAGAAGAAGGCCGACAAGUAG